Molecule: messenger RNA, 3652 nt
Organism: Chaetomium fimeti
Lineage: Eukaryota; Fungi; Ascomycota; Sordariomycetes; Sordariales; Chaetomiaceae
Exons: 2
Coding region: 128-3211 (1027 amino acids)
Source: RefSeq, a predicted model, not a curated record
AACCCCGGCACUGGAAUUUGAAACCAGGAACCGAACCGCGCAUUUUGACACGCCCGGCACAGCAUUGAGUGUGCGCGCGCGGUUGGGUGGAUCCUCGAAAAGCACGGGGCACCUCGGACCCAAAAACAUGACAUCGACCAGUUUCCCUGCCCGUUCCUGGGCCCUCUCCUCGGAUCACUCGAGCACCAAACCUCAACCCCUGGAGGCGCACGACACCAAAGGAUCGCACAACAACACCGACACACGCAGCGAGAACAACAAUUUGCACGCGCAUCGCCAAAACCACAAUUCGUCUAAACUGCCCACAUUUCGGUUUGUCGAUUUGAAGAAAAACCGCAUUUCACUCCCGUCGCUGCAACAACCCACCCCACUCGCGCCCGUUUUGUCGCAAACCGUCGCUGUUGAUCCCCUGGACCCAACUCGGCGCAUCCCUGAACCGUCGCAUAACAGCCUCCACCACUCCAGCAGCACCCCAACUCUUCCGGAUAAACCGGCUUCAUCCGAGUCAAAGGACAGCGCCGGUGCCGCGAGGACUCGUUCCCUCAAGUUCUAUCUCUCCCAGGCCGAAACCAAGUCCGACUGCUCAACCACAGCCUCAAAGCGCCCAGCGUCCUUUCCAGAGCCGCCCAAAACCGCCGGCGACACGUCUGCGGCGCAGUCGCAAACCACAUCUCUCCCGGUCCCAGGGAUCAGGCGUCGCCUGACCGAGAGCGCUGUCAAAGAAGCAGCAGCGCAGGGGCAACGGGUAUUGCUGUUGCCCAAGACCAUCGGGGCCACGAGAUCCGAGGGCAAAAAGUCGCGCCCCCCAAUCUCAUACAAACCACCCACCACGACCGACGCCGCCGCCACCUCGAGUGGGCGCGCCGUUAUUCCCCCUAUUAGAUCUUUCCGCUCUUCUGAAUCGCGCAAGAGCGUCACGGAUAUGCCCGCCCGAUACACCUCCGGAGACUCGUACAACGAAGACGCGUUGGAACCCAACCAGCGCGACCGCGCAUUACGGGCUCUUGAAGGCCGGCGCAACGAGGAGUUUUCGCAUCAACCCCCUUCCGACUCGGGCGAGAUGACCACGACGACCGAUAACGACAACACGGCAGACAUUUUUAUGAAGAUUGCACGAGAGGACCCGGCGCCUCGGGCGUCGGAGAAGCAAGCGGCGCCCGCAGAGCCGAGUGUUGUUUCACGAGUUGCCAGGGCCUCGCACCGCCGCCCUUUUUCAACAUCUACCCCUGCCUACGAUACACCUUCACCUCCCCGGCUGUCGCGUCGUCUUUCCGACCAACGCGAUGGCUCACGAUCUCGCCAGGCGGCUGACAACCACCAUCCCGUCCAACCACUGAUGCGAGAGUCGUCUUAUCGGACGCCCGGGAGAGAGAAUCUACCUCCCAUCACCACCAGUGCUGACAAUUCGAGCCGUUCGCAGGUUGGCCGGAGCUCCAUGAGGCCAUCCCCCGUUACUCCCAAGCAAAUCUCGUUCAAAGAUUCCUUAGGAGAGAGUAGCUCGUCCUACCAGCGCAGAAGGCAGUCACUCACGGAAAACAAUAACCUCUCAUCCCCGAGGGUGACCCAGUACAGGAACGCAAACCUCGUAAUGACUCAGGCUCGGACUUACCACUCCUCCCCUUUGGUUCCCAAAUCCGCAAAUGUUCAGCCGGAUGAACCUCAGCCUAAUAGCUCAGAAACAAACCACGGCGUCGAGGGAACCGAAUCUUCUUCGUCGACGGCAGCACCAUCCACUGUUUGGGAUGAGCUCGACGAGCUAAAGUCGAGGAUCCAUCGGCUGGAACGGACGGGUAAAAUGCCGCCCACAUCUGGUGGGAACGUGUCUAGAUCAUCUGACGAGCGCCCACGAACUGCAACGACAAAUGCCACAACCGUAUCCGCUUCCCCCAAGCGCGGUUCAGGGCCCGGUUCGUCACACGCAGAGGGCCACAGUAACAGCACCGCGAUGUUACCACGCGAGGCGCAACCCCUACUCCUAUCCGCCCUUAGCAAAACGAAGAAUCUGCUCAACCCAGACGUGUUCAGCGCCAUUGAAUCAGCGGCGGCCGACGCCAUGACCCUAACGGCACUAAUCGGCGCCAUUGGCCAACCAGGACCGAUUUCGAGCAGCGCGAGCACGAUUGGAGGAUACAACGGCAGUGUUACAGACAGGCAGCUACGCAAGAAGGCAGACAGCAUUUGCAGGUCCCUGACCGAACUGUGCCUCGCGCUGGCUGACCCGACGGGGCGAACGAAGGAACCCCAACCGGCAAGGGUCGUUCUAGAUCAAGGGGCAAUGAUAAGCCCCACCACCACCAACGCUUCUCUAGACGUGGUUGCGCCCCAGAGACGGCCUAGCGCCGUCGCGGAAACGGUAAUAAAGGCAAGCACGAGCCCAAGGGCCCCGACAUCCCUAGAACAAAAGAGGAAGACGAUGCUAGCCAGCAUCUCGCUCCCCACCGCCCGCUACGCCACGGCCCCUACCACACCGCUGGACUCUACUGCCGGGCGCAAAUCAUCUCUCCUCUUGGCCCGGAUCCGCCGAACGGCAACCGAUGAACCCGAAGAGGCCCCUCAGGGCGGCAGAAGGUCAUCGUUAAUGUUGAGGUCCAGGAGGAACGGGUCGGAAGAGCCCGAGGAAAGAGGCGAAGGGCGAAACGAAGGCCGAACCGAAGGCCGAAACGAAGGCCGAAAGACAUCUCUCCUCCUCCGCAGUCGAAAAACCAUGAGCGAAGAUGAGGACGAGUCGCGCGCCCGAGGCCCCUCCAGGGCAGUCACCGAAGUAAACAACUUCCGCAUGAAUCCGCGCGAAUCCACCAUGGCUGUCCACAAUCAUCAAGCUCCCUCCGAGAUCCCGGCCACCCCUUCCGCGCUGCCGCGUCGCAGGAUGAUCCCAGCUGCCAUCGCCACCCGUCUCGCCGCCGCGGUCCCCUCUGCCUCAACACCGAGCACGCCAGCACGCAAGUACCUCGAACGCAGCUCGCUCCCAGAACGCGGUGCGCAGCCGGAACGCGGUGCGCAGCAGGAACGGGGCGCCUACCAGGACCGGGCCUCGUACCUCGACCGCAGCACGCACCAAGAGCGCGCCAUCAACACCCUCUCGGAGAGGCUCGCCGAAGAGCGCGGCCAACAGCAGCGCCAGGCCUCGCUCGGCCAGAGCGGCAUGCUCAGCAGGACCGGCAGCCUCGGCCGCCGGACGCGCGAGUCCGGCAUCCCCAGUCUCCGCUCUUGAGGGUUGAGGGGAGGCCCAUCACAACGAAUUCCGCAACAAAUUAGACACGAGAGAGCGCCGGGCCGGGGGGAGGGGGGCGCAGAUGACGCCGCAAACGACACAUGAUGAACUUGGCGUAUAUUGUUACGUUCACACGACUUGUACCAAUACCGAUAUAUGCAUGUUUGCCGACGGGCGGCAUGGCGUUUAAGUCUUUUUUGGGCAUCAUCGGAUAUAGGACACUCGCAUUUAACGACUUGUUUUUUGCAUCCAGCAUUCAGCAUUGCAUCGUUACCGUUGCAUUUUAUGCAUUUUGCACUUUUUUUCUGGUCGGUUUGGAGGAUUUGGAAAAAAGAGGACAUUGGGCGGUAUGGUAGUCUUGGAAUUAAUCAUGGCGUCUUGGUUUCCACGACUGCCUAGGUACGCAGAGAUGAAACGCCCAUGGGCAAGGAGGACGAAUGG